AUGGAUAUCACUGAUAAGAUAUGUAAUAUUUGUUUGAUGAUCUGCGAUAACACUUUUUCUGCAAAAGCUUACAAAAGUUUUUUUACUGAUGUUUUAGGUUAUAAGGAUUUAAAAGUAAAGUUUAUAUGCAUAUGGUGCACAGUAUCACUGAAGAAAGUAAUAAAGUUUGUAAAAUUAAUUGAAAACUCUCAAAAUAAAUUUAAAAGUUCUGAGGUCAAACGAAGCAAUCAUCACCCAUCUACUUUAACAAUAUACAGAAAUGAAUCAAUAGAUAUUAGUCCAUUUGAUGAAAUUUGUUUAAACGAGAACAAUUUAAUAGAAAAAAGUUUGAAUGUGAAUGAAAAUGUUGAAAAAGAAGCUGAUACUGUUAUUUGUGAAAACGAAAGUCCCAAUUACAAAGAAAUGCAGUUUGAAGUUAAAUUUUUAACAAUCGAAGAGCAAAAGGAUGAAAUAAAUAAGAAGAAAACGUUUGAGAAAUAUUUAAAUAAGCCAUACAAAUGUGAAAAAUGUGGUAUAAGUUUUCUGACAGACGAUGUUUAUGAAGAUCAUGAAAAAAGGCAUAUGGAGACAUUCGGUCCACACAAAUGUGGAAUCUGCGAUCUUAAAUUCAAAUCAGCAUUAGUUUUGACACAGCAUUUGCUCUCCCAUUCCAGAAAUUUUGUAUGUAAUUUAUGUAACAUGGUGUUCAAAAGAUGGAAUCAAGCGAACUGUCACAGAUUUAAAUGUGGAUAUAUGAAGUUUAUGGCUGCUUGUGAGAUUUGUAAGAAAAUAUUUGAUAAUAACCACUCUUUAAAAGUCCAUAUACAGGGUGUGCAUAAAAAGGAGAAGAAAUUCAUAUGUGAAUAUUGUAAGGACAAGUUUAGUACGAAACAGAGAUUGAGAGUUCAUAUCAGAUCCCACACCGGUGUAAAACCAUUCAAUUGCGAUAUUUGCAAUAAGAAGUUCACAACCAGUUCGAAUUUAAAGUAUCAUCAAACAACGCAUACAAAAAGAAAAGAUUAUUAUUGUGUGGAAUGUAACACUCUGUAUAAGAGUGGCAAAAGUUUAAAGAAGCAUUUGAAUGAAUCGAAAAAACAUGUACGGGAUUGCGAGAAAAGAUACUCGUGUACGGUUUGCAGUAAGCAGUUUUCAUCAGAAACAUCUCUGUCGUCACAUAUAAAGGGGCGACAUUUAACAAGCCACGAAUGCGAUAUUUGUAAUAAAACGUUUUCAAGCAAUUCCAAUUUAAAGAAACAUAUUCGGUGUAUUCACGGGCCUAGAGAA
This is a messenger RNA of Brenthis ino (lesser marbled fritillary), 1263 nucleotides long. Lineage: Eukaryota; Metazoa; Arthropoda; Insecta; Lepidoptera; Nymphalidae. The record is from the annotation of a GenBank genome assembly.